Elephantulus edwardii (Cape elephant shrew) is the source of this 708-nucleotide messenger RNA. RefSeq names its product radial spoke head protein 9 homolog. NCBI's taxonomy places the organism in Eukaryota, Metazoa, Chordata, Mammalia, Macroscelidea, Macroscelididae. The record is from RefSeq and is a predicted model, not a curated record. Bases 1 to 708 code for a protein of 235 amino acids. Gene Ontology annotation, cellular component: axoneme. Gene Ontology annotation, biological process: motile cilium assembly; axoneme assembly; cilium movement involved in cell motility. The transcript has 3 exons.
AUGUGUUCUGCCCCCAGUGGGGCGAGCCAGCCCGCUGGGUUAACAAAUUUGUGGGAUACUAAGUUGGAUGCAAAGUGGGAAAGAGAAAUCAGAAAGAUUAUUAAAACCUUAAGAUGCAUGGAGUGGAGCCUCCUGCCCCUCGCCAUGGAGGAGAUACUGCAGCAGACAUCUGUGGUGAGUGGUCGCUUCCUUGGGGACCCCUCAUAUGAGUAUGGGCACACGGAGAUGCAGAUGGUCAACGACGGUGACAAGGUCUUUGAAGAGGAAGUGGUGGUUCAUAUCAAGGAGGAGAACCGUUUGGUGUCCAUCAUUGACCAGAUUGACAAGGCUGUGGCUAUUGUCCCCCGAGGUACCUUCUUCAAGACUCCUUUUGGACCUACUCAUGUCAACCGGACCUUUGAAGGACUGUCCUUGUCUGAGGCCAAGAAGCUCAGUUCCUACUUCCACUUCAAGGAGGUCGUUGAACUGAAGAAGACGUUACUUGAGAGGGCUGACCUGGAUCCAUCCCUGGAUUUUAUGGACUCUCUGGAGCACGACAUCCCCAAAGUUUCCUGGAGCGUCCAGAUGGAGAGAGGCAACACCUUGGUGGUGCUGCGCAGCCUGCUCUGGCCAGGCCUCACCUUCUACUAUGCCUCCUUCACCAGAAACUACGGCUACAUCUAUGUGGGCACUGGGGAGAAGAACAUAGACUUGCCCUUCAUGCUAUAA